CUCCUCCUUCUCUUCCUCGUUUUGCUUUCCCUCUCUCCCCCCAUCCUGCCUCCGCCCGAGUGCUCUUUCGGAGAAGGGGGAGAGAGAGAGAGCUCACGGAGGGGUCCCCCGCUUUUGCAGCCGCGGCGUUUCCAUCGCCACUUCUGCCUCGCUCCUUCAUGGCUGGGAACGAAUGGGACUGGUUUCAGCGGGAGGAGCUGAUCGGACAGAUCAGCGACAUCAGAGUCCAAAAUCUCCAAGUGGAGAGGGAAAAUGUGCAGAAAAGGACUUUUACCCGUUGGAUAAAUCUACAUUUGGAAAAGUGCAGCCCCCCUCUGGAAGUGAAAGAUUUGUUGGUUGAUGUUAAAGAUGGCAAAAUUUUGAUGGCUCUGCUGGAAGUUCUCUCUGGGCAAAAUCUGCUGCAUGAAUACAAGCCCUCAACCCAUCGUAUUUUUCGACUGAACAAUAUUGCAAAAGCCCUCAAGUUUUUGGAGGACAGCAAUGUGAAGCUGGUUAGCAUUGAUGCAGCUGAAAUAGCAGAUGGAAACUCUUCCAUGGUCCUGGGCCUGAUAUGGAACAUAAUCCUGUUUUUUCAGAUUAAAGAACUCACAGGCAACCUCAAUAGGAACUCCUCGUCUUCCAGCCUGUCGUCGGGACCCAGUGGCCCUGAUUCAGACACCUCUCAUCCCAACACGCCUAAUGUCGAGAGAAGCAUGUCUGUCUCGGUGAAGGAUCAGCGAAAAGCAAUCAAGACCCUUUUGACCUGGGUCCAAAGGAAAACAAGAAAGUAUGGGGUUGCCGUUCAGGACUUUACCAGCAGUUGGCGAAGUGGGCUGGCUUUCUUGGCAGUGAUCAAAGCCAUAGAUUCGAACUUGGUGGACAUGAAGCAAGCUUUGGAGAAAUCGCCCCGGGAGAAUUUAGAGGAUGCAUUCACUACAGCACACAAUCACCUAGGUAUUCCAAGACUUCUGGAGCCAGAAGACAUCAUGGUUGAGUCGCCCGACGAUCAGUCCAUUAUGACCUAUGUGGCACAGUUUUUGGAACAUUUCCCAGAGCUGGAAGGGGAAGAUUUUUCAGAUCCGGACAAGGACUUUGCAGCUGAAUCUCCAUUCCAUGUCAAAGAGACACCAGGGAAAGAAAAUCAAGGGAAGGAUUUGAUUUUGAAUGAGAAUGGGAAGCACACCUAUACCGGUCACCUGGACAGAAGCCAGUCUUCACCUCCAAAAAUCCAUAUUCCUGGUUCACCCCUUAAUCCAGAGAACCCUUUUCAUAUGGCAAAUGAGGAGAUUAAUGACAAUUUGCAGCAGCCACUAUCAGAUCACUCAGAGACUUCUACAGAAGAACCUCAGAGGCCGAGCUCACUGCCAAUAACAGAGCCUGUUGAUUAUCAGUCCAAUUCUGUUGCCGACAUUCUUGCCAAUAAUGUAAACGGGUCUGAAGGGGAUCAGCUGAGUAUGUCCGAUUCACCAACACAGAGCGAUGACCUUCUUCCGCCAAGUUCACCUCCGUAUCGCAAACAUUCUGUUGAACCUGCUGACUCUUCGGGAGUCGACUCCGAAGAAUUCAGCAAGAACAAGCCAGCCACUGAAACAAAAGAAUCAUCUGAUGGAAAGGCUUGCUCUUCCCCACUACCUGAAAACGUACCGGAACAUCUGACAAUGGAACUUGAACAUCCAAUUCCAGCUGCUGUUGAGCAAGAUGCCACAAAGAAAUAUAUAUUAGAAUUGUUGAACAAGGAAAUAUCUAAGCUCCCAGAAAAAUAUGACUGUGCAAUGCAGUCUUCAUCCGUAAAGGAAGAACAUGCUACUCACCAGGAAACUAGUGGACCUGCUUUCAACGAUUAUUCAGAAGAGUCUUACCCAAUGGAACGUUUUUCUCCGGUUAGAAACACUCCCAAGAGCCUAGAUAUUACUAAUGAAGACAGCUCGGUGGGUGAAAUGAUGCCAAACUCUUCCAAAAUCUCCAUAAUCCCUCAUGACCUCUUCUAUUACCCCCAUUAUGAUGUUCCCAUAUCGGACGUCUUGGAUGCUUUUGCUACCCCCGGCGCAGACCCUACCCUCUCGGAAAACAACAAGAUCUGCGCCGAGCUUUUAGUAAACUGUUUGGCGGAGAAAGAGUUGCUUGACCAAAACGCUGAGAAGGAUAUUUCAAAGGCAGGCCUACACACGAGUAAGGCAGCACCAACGCACUUGGAUGAUAAAAGCCCAGAGAAGCAGAAAAAAGAUGCUCGUGGUCACACCAAGGCUUCCCUCAACAAGGCUGCUGCAGAAGGGAAGAAUGUGAUACUCAAUACAAACAGUGUGGAUUCUGCUCACUCAGAUGUCCCUGUGAUAGUGGUAAACCAGUUUGAUACUGCAGCUGAAGAAAGAAAACUGCCAGAAGAAAGGAGCAAAAAGAAAGAGAAAAGGAAGAACAAGUCAAUUUUUCAAGGAGAAAACAUCCCAAGUCCGAAAGCUGGCUCUACCCGGCUACUAGAUAAGCUAGAGGAAGAAUCCAUAGACCACCAGGGGUUUUCAAGGGUCAGCCACAGCGAUCCCAAUGUCGUUUCCCAAAGAUAUUUAGCAGAGUCGACCAGUAAGGAACUUGGCAGCGCUGAUGUUUCAAAGAGCACGGCUACAAGUGAAAUUGCUAGCUCCUCUUCCAGGAAGAGAAAAGACCUUGAAAAGAAAGACUCUUCUGACAAGGCCAGCGCGCCUAGCCCCUCUCCGCGGACAGACCAGCCUGAGCUGUUUUACUUCAUUGUUUUCCUCUGGGUGCUGGUCUACUGCUUAUUGCUCCUUCCACAGCUGGUUAGCAGCCCACUUUGAUCCCUGUGAGUGAGCCAGAAUAAUAAAAGAUAGCGGCUUGAU
Molecule: messenger RNA, 2828 nt
Organism: Lacerta agilis (Sand lizard)
Lineage: Eukaryota; Metazoa; Chordata; Lepidosauria; Squamata; Lacertidae
Gene: CLMN
Product: calmin
Exons: 13
Coding region: 159-2786 (875 amino acids)
Biological process (GO): nuclear migration
Cellular component (GO): nuclear outer membrane; meiotic nuclear membrane microtubule tethering complex; cytoplasm
Molecular function (GO): actin filament binding
Source: RefSeq, a predicted model, not a curated record